Messenger RNA from Emiliania huxleyi CCMP1516, 294 nucleotides. RefSeq lists its product as hypothetical. The transcript is spliced from 2 exons. The record is from RefSeq and is a predicted model, not a curated record. Bases 1 to 294 code for a protein of 97 amino acids. NCBI's taxonomy places the organism in Eukaryota, Haptophyta, Isochrysidales, Noelaerhabdaceae.
AUGUCCUGGCUGUCGCCCUUCAGUGCCAACGCGACGGCACCGGUGCUGCAGGAGUGGCCUGGGUCGCACACCUGCCGCCCGCGCUUCAUGGUGGUCGGAGCGCCAAAGUGCGGCUCCACGUCGCUCUUCCGGUACCUCGAGGCGCACCCCGACGUGCAGCAGCCGGCGACCAAGGAGCUGUGCUACUUUUCGCGCUUCAAGCGGUACCUGACGCACUACCGCACCGGCCCUGCCACGUCCUGGCCACACUACCUCGCCGCGCUCGCCGGCGGCUCGCACCUCAACCUCUCAUAG